UAAAACAGCCGCCUCCCACGGAGGAGUGCGCGUAGGCUACUCGGUCAUUCGUCGCUGUAGGGAGCGCAUAUCUCUCACUGUCAGUUUUAUUUUUGAACCAUUGCCGUGACGUCCGUCCUCCCUCGCGUUUGGGUAACUCCCUGCCAGUACAGACCUGCGUUGCCCGGACCGGACGAACACCAGCGCCUGUAUCAGACUCGCCUCGCAACUGAACGUUGGCUCCAAGAUAAGCGAAGUAGGCCAGUCUCAGUGAAACAGUCGUCCUCUAACCUCGGCCGCCCGCGCGACGAUAAUGCAUAGUCUGAGGAGACUCCGAGUGGCCAGAGUGCUCCAGCUGCUGGUGAACAAUGCCGCCGAGACGCCCGCGCUUGCGCGCAACAGCUGCGUUUUGGACCGGCUGCGACCCCUCAGCCAGCCGCUCUGUCGGGGCAUAAUGUCGCAGCACCCGUGGUCCUACGACGGACCCCCGGCCAUGGACUGCAACAGUGGGGUCACUGAGGCUAUGUUGUCCAGUCUGGAGGACCUGCUGUUCUACACCAUCACAGAGGGAAAAGAGCAGAUCUCCAUAUCGCGCUUCAUCUCUGCUCUGAAGAGCACGGGCCUGCUGACCUCUGACCCCCGGCUGCGGAGCUGCAUGGGGCUCCUCCGGCGAGCAGCGCAGGACUCCUCCGGGGCGGCCAUGAUGGACCGCCCGCUCUUCAGGAAGUGUGUGAGCAGUAACCUCGUCCUCCUGGCCCAGGCCUUUAAGAAGCAGUUCAUCAUCCCAGACUUUGAGGCCUUUUCGUCCAACAUCAAUCAGAUCCACCAAAGAGCUCAGAGCCUGGAGGGCGGGCAGGUAGCGGACUACAUCCCCCAGCUGGCCAAGUUCAGCCCGUCUCUGUGGGGCGUGUCCCUGUGUACAGUGGAUGGGCAACGGCACUCUGUGGGCGACACCAAGGUGCCGUUCUGCCUGCAGUCCUGCGUGAAGCCCCUGGGGUACGCCAUGGCGGUGCACGAGGUCGGCACUGAGCAUGUGCACCACUACGUGGGCAAGGAGCCCAGCGGGUUCAAGUUCAACAAGCUGUCACUCAACGAGGAAGAAAAACCACACAACCCCAUGGUCAAUGCUGGCGCCAUCGUCAUCAACUCUCUCAUCAAGCCUGGAUCAAAUAAAGCAGAGAAGUUUGACUAUAUGAUGGACUUCCUCAAAGGGAUGGCAGGAGGAGAAUAUGUGGGCUUCAGCAACGCAACGUUCCAGUCAGAGAAAGAAACAGGGGACAGGAAUUUCGCCAUUGGAUACUACCUGAAAGAGAAACGUUGUUUUCCGCAGGGAGCAGAUAUGAUAGCUGCGCUGGACUUUUAUUUCCAGCUCUGCUCCAUAGAGGUGACCUGUGAGUCAGGCAGUGUCAUGGCUGCCACCCUGGCCAAUGGGGGCAUCUGUCCAAUCACAGGCGAGCGUGUGCUGAGUGCAGAGGCCGUGCGCAACACCCUGAGCCUCAUGCACUCCUGCGGCAUGUACGACUUCAGCGGGGAGUUCGCCUUCCACGUGGGCCUACCUGCUAAGUCAGGGGUUUCAGGAGCAGUGUUGUUGGUGGUGCCCAACAUCAUGGGGCUGAUGUGCUGGUCGCCCCCUCUGGACAAGGUUGGGAACAGCAUCCGGGGGAUUCACUUCUGUCAGGACCUGGUGUCCCUGUUCAACUUCCACAACUAUGACAACCUGAGGCACUUUGCCAAAAAGCUGGACCCCCGCAGACCGGCUGGGGACGACAGGAACACGUCGGUGAUCAACGUGAUGUUUGCAGCCUACAGUGGGGACGUCUCGGCCCUGAGGAGGUUUGCUCUCUCGGCGAUGAACAUGGAGCAGAAGGACUACGACUCACGCACCGCGCUGCACGUGGCUGCAGCUGAAGGACAUGUGGAGGCCGUGGUGUUUCUGACAGAGCAGUGCAAGGUUAACCCUUUCAUCAAGGACAGGUGGGGGAACACCGCCCUGGACGACGCGCUGCAGUUUGGGCGGGAGAAGGUGGUGACAGUUCUGCAGGAGUAUGAGCGCGCUCACCAGAUGCAGUCUGACGCCGAGGAUCAUGGGAAGCUGGAGGCUGUGGACAGAAUGGUGUAGUGACCCGGGCGAGCAGGACCCAGAGGCGGGACGGCCGGUGACCUUUAACCUCUCUGCAGCAGACUGAGAGGGCGACAGCCUUUUUUAGAUUUUUUUUUUUUUUCUCCCAAUUUUUUUGGGAGGCCAAUUGUACCCUGUUUAUCGUCAAUUCCCAUGUGUUUUCGAGGAAACACCAUCGCAACCCUGCCCCCUGGUGGCCAGAAUGAGAACGACACGCCUUCUUCAUGCCGUGUGUCUCGAGGCCUGGACCGUGUUUCCGAGGUGAUCAGGGACGCUUGUAUGCGCCGAUCCUCCCGCGGAGCUUCCCCCCCCCCGCCCCCCCCCCCCCCCCCACACACACACACACAAAACACACACACAGGCAUGCACACACACAAAACACACACACAGGCAUGCACACACACAAAACACACACACAGGCAUGCACACACACAAAACACACGCACAAAACACACACACACACACAAAACACACACACAGGCAUGCACACACACACACACACACGCACACAUGCACACACACAAAACACACACACAGGCAUGCACACACACACAAACGUCCACACGCCCACACACACACGCACCUGCAUCUCUAUGUGCCGGUGCUCUUUCGCAGCUGUGGUUGCACACGUUGUGUACAUAUUCGCCUGUAGUCCUGAGUGCCUUAAGUCUUCGUUUUUCUAAAAGGAUUUUCUGUCAUGGAAACAUUAUAUUCAUUGAUUUAUUUUAGAUGUGCUGGAGUAGAGUACGAAGUAUUUUACUGUAUGUAUAUAAAAUACAAGAUAAUGUGAAUGUAUGUGAUAUCGCUGAUGUGAAGACCAGUGAGUGCCUUCCAAACCAAAAAGUUGCACAUGGUGAUUGUCCCAAAAGUCUUAUCUUCAACAUAUCAACAACCUUUGAUUACCUCAACUUUUGGUCAGUACAGUGUUGGUGUUACCUGAGGAAUCACCCAAAGCGGAGUUUGUGCCACCAUCUGAGCGUAGGAAGCUCAGCUCAUUACCCUUCAGCUUUGUGGAAAUUACUUUUACUGCAGAAAGCACCUUUUUUCCCAGUCAUUUCUUCAUUUGGGUGAAGUGUGCUGCUUCUCCUAACAAGUGUCAUUCUGUGAUGACAAUAAUGUAAUAAUGUAAUGUGAGCAUCCUCACUGAUUAAAUCUCACUGAGUUUGUGCCGUCUUGGAAUGCUGACAUGUUGGCGAUACGCGGUGAUUCUGAAUGCUACCUGUUGUAACGCAGAAAUAACUGUAACUGUGGGAAUCAAACAUGGUUUGGAGAUCAUUUAGAACUGCAUGAGAGAACUGUAUAAUUCUGCUCUAUUGUAAAUAAAGAUGACAGUUGAAGAGUA
Molecule: messenger RNA, 3440 nt
Organism: Conger conger (European conger)
Lineage: Eukaryota; Metazoa; Chordata; Actinopteri; Anguilliformes; Congridae
Product: glutaminase kidney isoform, mitochondrial-like
Exons: 18
Coding region: 293-2098 (601 amino acids)
Biological process (GO): L-glutamine catabolic process
Molecular function (GO): protein binding; glutaminase activity
Source: RefSeq, a predicted model, not a curated record